This is a messenger RNA of Arctia plantaginis, 342 nucleotides long. The record is from the annotation of a GenBank genome assembly. NCBI's taxonomy places the organism in Eukaryota, Metazoa, Arthropoda, Insecta, Lepidoptera, Erebidae.
AUGAUGGCGGAGUUACAGGGAGUCGACGCUAUCGGUGCCCUGUCAUGCAUACAACCGCUCAAAGAAAUAAACGCACUCAUUGACGGGUUGAAUGGAUUGAAGGAACCAAGACCUCCUCGAAAAAAUUAUAAUCAGUUGUCGUCAAAUGAAAAACUUGAUAACAGACAGACAGAUAAUAUUCACAUCGAGGAAGCAGAGGAGGAGUCGGACGCAAGCAGCACUGACUUAGACGAACGCGAUACUCGGGGCGUCUGCCCGCCUUGUGCGCAUGACCGGUACAACAACAAUGUACGUCGACACACUCAUGACGACUUCAGUGACGACACAGAUUAUGGUAAGUAA